Messenger RNA from Neltuma alba, 642 nucleotides. RefSeq lists its product as uncharacterized. Gene Ontology annotation, molecular function: DNA binding. Bases 109 to 642 code for a protein of 177 amino acids. The transcript is spliced from 2 exons. The record is from RefSeq and is a predicted model, not a curated record. NCBI's taxonomy places the organism in Eukaryota, Viridiplantae, Streptophyta, Magnoliopsida, Fabales, Fabaceae.
AGUUGGGUUUCCUUUUUCUCCUAGUUUCGCUUUGAUUAGAGUUUCCAUAGUUAAAUUGAAUGCGUGAUUAGAAGCGGAUCGGAGAUUCUGGAUGAAGAUAAUGGAGUAAUGGGGAAAGGAGGUGGAAGGCCAAAGGAACUUGAAGUGUGGAAACACGUCACUGUAUUGGAAGGAAAGGAGAAGAGGGUAAAGUGCAAUCACUGUGGAUUUGUAUUUGCAGCAAGUAAUAAUCGAAUCAAAUCGCAUAUUAAUCAAAUUAAGUGUAAGGGUAUUCGACCGUGUGCUCCUGUUGCCUACAAGGGCACCAGCCAGAAACAAGAUCUCCAUGAUUCGCAAGGUUUACUAACAAUGGAUAAACCAAGAGAUUAUAACAGACUCAAUGAAAGAAUGAUUGAUUGUUACAUGUCCCCUAAAACAAUGUGGGAAGGGAUAAAGGCUCUCCAGCAAGAAAACAUCGACACAAAAGCUAUGCAUCAAGAGAGGAUUAAAGUCGGUCCUUUUUAUGUUUCCAAUAUUGUGAAUGAACCUGACUUGCAGUUGAUACAAUAUGUGUUUGAGAAUUAUUCAAGGUUAGAUUCAUGUGCUCAUAACUAUAUGACUGGUGUUUUUGUUUGUGUGUAUUUUAAUCUGAAGCAUGGUUAA